Molecule: messenger RNA, 1844 nt
Organism: Lonchura striata (white-rumped munia)
Lineage: Eukaryota; Metazoa; Chordata; Aves; Passeriformes; Estrildidae
Product: solute carrier family 22 member 6-B
Biological process (GO): transmembrane transport
Cellular component (GO): membrane
Molecular function (GO): transmembrane transporter activity
Source: RefSeq, a predicted model, not a curated record
AUGGCUUUCGGCAGCCUCCUGGAGCACGUGGGGGGCAUGGGGCGCUUCCAGGUGGUCUCGGUGCUGCUCCUGUCCCUGCCCGUGCUGAUGAUGGCCAGCCACAACCUCCUGCAGAACUUCACCGCCGCCACCAGCGCCCACCAGUGCCGCCCGCGCCCGGAGGCCAACGCCAGCGGCCUCGACCCCGAGGUCCUGCUGAGGGUGUGGGUGCCCCGCGGGGAGCGGUGCCGGCGCUUCGUGACGCCCCAGUGGUGGCUUUUGGAGGCCAAUGGUUCGGAGCCCAACAGCUCUUGGCCGGAGACGGAGCCAUGCGGCGACGGUUGGACCUACGACCGCAGCGUCUUCACCAGCACCAUCGUCACUGAGUGGGACCUGGUGUGCAGCUCCCGCGGGCUCAAGCAGCUGGCGCAGUCGCUCUACAUGGCCGGAGUCCUGGUGGGCGGCUUCUUCGGGGGGCUCUCAGACAGGUUCGGCCGCCGCUCGGUGCUCACCUGGUGCUACCUGCAGAUGGCCGCCAUGGGCACCUGCUCGUCCUUCGCGCCCACCUUCACCGUGUACUGCCUGUUCCGCUUCCUGACGGGCAUGGCCUUCUCGGGCAUCGUCCUCAACAGCGUCUCCCUCUCACUGGAGUGGAUGCCAACACACAUGCGGGCGCUGGUGGGCACCUUCAUGGGGUACUGCUACACCACCGGGCAGUUCCUGCUGGCCGGCGUCGCCUUCGCCGUCCCUGACUGGCGCCGGCUGCAGCUCGUGGUGUCCCUGCCCUUCUUCGGCUUCUUCCUCUACUCCUGGUGGCUGACGGAGUCAGCACGGUGGCUCGUCAUGGUGGGGAAGUCCCACCAGGCCCUGCAGGAGCUCCAGAAGGUGGCCAGGAUCAAUGGGAAGAAGGAAGAAGGGGACAAGCUCGACAUAGAAACCCUGAGGUCCCACAUGGAGAAGGAGAUGACGUCGUCAAAGACCCGCCACACCCUGGUUGACCUGGUCCGGACGCCGGUCCUGCGCCGCAUCUCCUUCUGCCUCUGCUUCGUGUGGUUCUCCACCAGCUUUGCCUACUACGGGUUGGCCAUGGACCUGCAGAACUUUGAGGUCAACAUCUACGUGAUCCAGCUGAUCUUCGGCGCCGUGGACAUCCCGGCCAAGCUGAUGUCCAUCCUCACCAUCACCUACGUGGGGCGCCGCUUCACCCAGGCCAUCACCCUCAUCCUGGCCGGCUUGGCCAUCCUGGCCAACGUCUUGGUGCCACGAGAGCUCCGGACAGUCCGGACAGCCCUGGCCGUUUUUGGGAAAGGUUGUUUGGCCGCGUCCUUCAACUGCGUCUUCCUCUACACGGGCGAGCUCUACCCCACCGUGAUCCGGCAGACGGGCAUGGGCUUGGCCAACACCAUGUCGCGGCUGGGCAGCAUCAUGGCCCCCCUGGUGAAGAUGGCGGGCGAGCUCUUCCCGGCGCUGCCCUUCGUCAUCUACGGCGCCGCGCCCGUGGUGUCGGGGCUGGUGGCCGCCUUCCUGCCCGAGACACGGAACAUGGCGCUGCCCGAGACUGUGGAGGAGGUGGAGGGAAGGACGCAAUCCCAGAAGGACGAAGCCCGACAUCUCCAGGUCCCUCUCCAGCCCACCCCAUCCAGCAACUCCACAGGGCCCCAUUAGUGCCACCCCCCACCAGGGGACCCCCAAAAUCCUCAGCCCUCGAUGCUCCUGCCAGAUGAAUGAGCAGGACUGGGGUGUGGAGGGGGUUCCAACCACCCGUGAAGAGCAAAGGGGCAGCAGCGACCACAGAGUGGGGCCCCCCCAGAUUUCCGUGUCGAGGACUGUCGGGCCGCGCUGGAAUAAAAAACAAUAAAAGCAAA